Messenger RNA from Numida meleagris (helmeted guineafowl), 3251 nucleotides. It is a transcript of the gene DENND6B, whose product is annotated as DENN domain containing 6B. The record is from RefSeq and is a predicted model, not a curated record. Lineage: Eukaryota; Metazoa; Chordata; Aves; Galliformes; Numididae. The transcript is spliced from 21 exons. Bases 1 to 1788 code for a protein of 595 amino acids. Gene Ontology annotation, cellular component: recycling endosome. Gene Ontology annotation, molecular function: guanyl-nucleotide exchange factor activity.
AUGGACGCGCUGUGCCGGGCCGAGCCCCGGCCCCGCCGGCCCGCCGCCGCCUCGCCGCUGCCCUGGGCCCGCUUCUCCGCCUGGCUCGACUGUGUCUGCGUGGUCACCUUCGAUCUGGAGCUGGGCCAGGCCAUGGAGGUGCGGGGACGCCCAGCGUGCUCUGCGUUCUGUCCUGUGAAGUCAGACCAGGCAACCCCUGGAAAGAAUUUGGUGUACCCUUACGACUUCAGAUUAACAGAGAAAGAGAAGACGAGUAUCUGCUACUUGUCCUUCCCCGACUCCUACUCAGGUGGCCUGGGGGACACUCAGUUCAGCUUCCGCCUGCGCCAGUCUGGGGGACAGAGGACCACUCACUAUGAGGACGAUGGCGAGUACAACAGAGAAGCACCCCUCACCCUGCAGCGGGAGUCGGCGCAUUACUUUGGUUACGUGUACUUCAGGCAAGUCAAGGACAGCUCCAUGAAGAGAGGUUAUUUCCAGAAGUCUCUGGUGCUGGUGUCACGCCUUCCCUAUGUGAACCUGUUCCAGUCGUUGCUGCAGCUGAUUGCUCCAGAAUACUUUGACAAACUGGAGCCGUGCCUGGAGGCAGUGUGCAAUGAGAUCGACCAGUGGCCGCCUCCAGUGCCGGGACAGACGCUGAACCUCCCAGUGAUGGGGGUUGUCAUUCAGGUGAGAAUCCCAUCCAGGGUGGAUAAGCCAGGAUCAAGCCCAGUGAAGCAGUUCAAUCAAGAGAAUCUCUUACCAGCCCCACUGGUUCUCCCAAGUAUUCACGAACUGGAUCUCUUCAGGUGUUUCCAGCCAGUGCUAAUUCACAUCCAGAUGCUAUGGGAGCUGAUGCUACUGGGAGAGCCAAUUGUUGUAAUGGCACCAUCCCCUACAGUUUCUUCUGAAAUGGUUCUGGCUCUCACCAGCUGCCUUGCUCCCCUGAGGUACUGCUGCGACUACCGUCCCUAUUUCACUAUCCAUGACAGCGAAUUCAAAGAAUACACCACCAGGACACAAGCUCCGCCAAACCUUGUUGUGGGAGUCACAAACCCUUUCUUUAUCAAAACGCUCCAGCACUGGCCGCACAUCCUUCGGGUUGGGGAGCUCAGAAUGUCAGGUGACCUGCCCAAGCAAGUCAAAGUGAAGAAGCUAACGAAACUAAAAACUCUAGACACAAAACCAGGAAUCUACACUUCUUACAAAACAUUUCUUCACAAAGACAAAACGCUGAUAAAAAGAUUGCUAAAGGGGAUCCAGCGCAAACGCCCGUCCGAAGUCCAGAGCGCCCUGCUGAGGCGGCACCUCCUGGAGCUCACCCAGAGCUUCAUCAUUCCCCUGGAGCACUAUAUUGCAAGCCUGAUGCCUCUGCAGAGGGCCAUUACUCCGUGGAAAAAUCCCCCACAGAUCCGUCCUUUCCGACAAGAUGAUUUCAUGAAGACCCUUGAGCAUGCUGGUCCCCAACUUACCUGUGUUCUUAAGGGUGACUGGUUGGGUCUGUACAGGCGUUUCUUCAGGUCUCCCAACUUUGAUGGCUGGUACCGUCAGAGGCACAAGGAAAUGACCCAGAAGCUGGAAGCCCUUCACUUGGAGGCCAUCUGUGAAGCGAACAUCGUGGCCUGGAUGAAGGACAAGUCUGAGGUGGAGAUCGUAGACCUGGUGCUGAAACUUCGUGAGAAGCUGGUAAGAGCCAGGUGCCAGCACCUCCCUGUGAAGGAGGAGACCCUGCGGCGCGUGGGCCUUUACAUUGAGACCGUCAUUGACUCCUUGCCGGAGGACCUGCAGGCGGUGCUGCACCACCACUGAGCGCUGAGCGACUGCUGCAGAAGGAAGGGCCCUCCCACGCUGCCAGCAGCUGCGGCCGCGCUUGGAAAGGAAACUUCUUCCCUGCUCCAGCCACCGCGGCCCCGUCGGGACCUUCCUCACGAGCGUGUUUGGUUUCUGAGCGCACGGAUCAGAGCUGGAGCAGAAAUGGGAAACCACGGGCGCUGUUCUGUCUCGUCCUGCUGCAGGGAGCUGGAGUUAGGGGCCCGUCAAUGAAAAACACUUUCCUGCGUCGGCUGUUACUAGGUCAGAAAGCGGCAGUCAGGCUUUCAGCAGCAUGUGAUAGGCUGUGCAAAACACGUUUUGCCCACAUAUACCACAUCCAUCUUUGUCUAGUGCUUGGGCUCUCAACAUUUCAAUGCCGUCAUCCUGGCUGGAAGAAGCGGGACCAGCCCCGUAUGGGGGAGUUGUUUUCAGGACAGCUCCUGCUGCUAACGAGAGGGAUGCUAGUUCCCCGCGUAGAAACGAUGCGGAAAAAAAAUUGCUGCUGCCCAUUCAGCAGCCUGACUCACUGCAGCAAGAGCUUCAGCUGUGAUGGGAGUGGGAAGCUGAAUUGCUGGACGUGGAACGCUGGUUUCUCUCCUAGGCAGAGAGAGAAAGGGGGAAAAAAAAGGAGCUGGUGCAUCUGCAAGGAGCAGAGCUCUCCAGAGAGGGCAGAUGUGCGCUGUGUGAACGGCAACAGCUAGUGCAGCUCCGCACAGAGGAGCUGGUCUCCAACUGGAAUUUAUUCUGCUUGGAAAAAUCGAGCACGUGCACUCUGGUAACGUGCAGAGUUGGAGCUCUGCCUUGGGCAGCGAGGUCUGUGUAACGCGGCCAGCCUGCUUGCUGAUCAGACAUGGUGGAAGAUCUGAUUCGGGCGGUCUCACCAUUGCUGCCACCACUGCUGCAUUCCACCAUCUGCCACUUGGGCCAGCGUCCCAGCGUGCGUGCCCACAGAAUGCUUUUUAGGCCGGGCCUGGCAGCCUGCUGCAGCCCCGUUCCACAAGCAGCUCUGGAGGAGCACUCCUUCCCACCUGGGAGCAGAGGUGAGUGCUCAGACCACGCGGAGCUCUGCAGUUCCCUGUCCUCAGCGCUGAGCGAGCUGCCUCCUUCAGCCUCAACCCGCGGGGCCGGGGCGAUGCCAGUAAGGGGUGGAGGUGACAGAAUCCUUCCUGCGUUCUCCUGCUCCAGAGCACGGCUGGGGCAGCACAGAGGGGCAGUGGGGCUGCUCAGUUUCCUGCUGCCUCUGGCCUGGAAGCAGCGGAAUGAGGAGGCUCAGCCAUUCUGCCCCGCAGCAACGCGUUACACCGCGCUCCUCAGCAGCAGCCCUCCCUGUACAGUGUACACUGUGUACAUAGAGUUUGUGCGUGUGUCCGUGCGAUAGCUCUGCGGUGACUCUGGUGGACUGAAGCACUCAUGUAUAGUAGAAAAUAAUAGUUAAAAAAAAAAAAAAAAAAUUGAGCCGA